This is a messenger RNA of Amaranthus tricolor (Joseph's coat), 1447 nucleotides long. RefSeq names its product protein OSB3, chloroplastic/mitochondrial-like. NCBI's taxonomy places the organism in Eukaryota, Viridiplantae, Streptophyta, Magnoliopsida, Caryophyllales, Amaranthaceae. The record is from RefSeq and is a predicted model, not a curated record. Bases 85 to 630 code for a protein of 181 amino acids. Gene Ontology annotation, biological process: mitochondrial DNA replication; positive regulation of helicase activity. Gene Ontology annotation, molecular function: single-stranded DNA binding. The transcript has 4 exons. Gene Ontology annotation, cellular component: mitochondrial nucleoid.
CUAUAUAAAAUAUUUAUGCCAAAAUCCAAAUAAGCAAACUUAAGGAAACAUGACUUGGUGAUCUGCAGAAAGUGAGAAUAAGCCAUGAACAUACUGAGCAAAACCCUAACUAAAACCUCAAAAUCAAACAUUUUCCUUCCUUCAAUCCCCAUUCAUCUCCAUCCAUUUUCUGCCUCCUCUCCAUACUCCACCAAACUCUCCAAUAAUGAAUCACAAACUCAAGCUCUCUCUCCAAAAAAGAGCAAAAAUUUGGAGAGACCAAGCGAAAUUCUGUUUCAACCAAAAGUCGCUAAUUGGUUGAGUUUGAUUGGGACUGUUAAAAUUCCAGUCGAAUCCUGCACUGCAAUUGAUGGGAAAUCAUGGGCUGGUACUAUUAUUUCUCAGGAAGGGCGUUCAGGCUCUACUUACAAGAACAUUCCUUGGAUUUCUGUAAUCUUUGAAGGUGACUUGGCGAUCACCGCUGCUACCCACCUGAAGGAAAAUGAUACUGUAUAUGUAGCUGGGCACCUAAGUCCUGAUUACUUACCAAUCAAUUUGACUAAUGACCAAGUUAAGGUCCAGGUUAUGGCUCAUGAUUUACAUUUUGUUCGUAAAGUCCCUGAUAUGGAGAAAGAUGUUCGUACAUCAUAGCCAAAAUCUACCCGUACCUAAUCUUGUUGGAAAGGGUUAAUAUAAGCUUCCGCCUUAACUGAACCCAGCCCGGCCAGUGGAGAGAAGAUUGUGAUAGACUCGAGUCAGCUGAACUGAUAUCCGGAAACAACUGCCAUACGACAAGUUUGUUGGUUGUCACUGAAAUCUACCGAAUGCUCGUGAUCAUAUUGUACUUGAGGCGUAUAAUCAUGGUUCGAAUACUUAUACUGCUGAUUAAACGUCGUUAAAGUGGUGAAAAUAUUUGAUUGUUAUUUGGGAAGAUGAGUCACAUUUAUCUGAAUAACAAACAGAAAAGAUAGGCACCUUCAAUGUUUAGGAGUAAAUUUGAAAGUGAUGUACAUUUUCGGCCUAUUUAGUUAGUGGUACUAAAUGGUGGUAAUGAGAAUGAUUUAUAGUAUAAAGUUUCAUCAAAAGUUUCAUAUCAUUCCCAUGGUAAUGAAAUUUGAUCAUAAAAAAGUUUUUUUUAUUUAUAAAUUUCCAUUGCCAUUUAAUACCACCCCUUCAAUGGUAAUUCAUUGGAAUGAAUUUUAUGAGGAAAAUGAAAUGAUUGAAGUUGGCAAGCAUGGUCAUCAAGAUAGCCAAGAGAGUUUUCAACUAAAAUCACAGUAAUUUUUCAUUUUCAUUACCACCUACCAAACGAGCCAUUUGAGUGUUAGUUAUGUUUGUAUUCCAAAUGAUGGAUUUUUAUUAUUUAGAAUGUGUUCUUUUUAUUGGUUUCCAAGGCCAUAAAUGCAGCUAUCAUUCAUGGGUUGUUUUGUGUCCACAUCUAAACCUUUGAAUGUGUGGUUUCUGUCAA